GUUUACCUAAUGUAUGAGCACAACUUUUGUGGUUUGUUCAGGUAUACAAGAUAGACGUUUUAACUCAAUCAAACCAUUGGUGUGUCUUCAGACGUUACAGUGAAUUCUUAGCUCUCAAUCAGAAAUUGAUUAGAGUACAUGGAAUAGCGAGAGAUCUGUUGCCUUCGAAGAAGCUGACGGGCAAUCUGACGGCCGCUCACAUUGAGACGAGAAGAGAAGCAUUAGAGAGAUACUUACAGAAACUUGUUAAUAGUGAUCAUCACAUUGCAGCAUCUCAUGAACUCUCAGUGUUCCUUGAUGUCUACGAACAUGAUGUAUGUGCUGUGAUGAAGAAACUUGCACACCAUUUCUAUCUCUACGGUGACGAGCUGCUGGAGAAGAAGAUUGGAUUUUGUGCGACACCAGACCAAGUCUAUGGUAUAACCAAACAACUGAAAUUACCCGUCUACAAGUCAGAUGCUGUAGAUGCCAGUUAUGAUGUCGGUCAUGUGUACAGUUUUGUUUACAAUGUCACACAUGUGACCGUCUUGUUGGCUAUUCGACCUCUCGCUGUCAGUAGCAUGAGAUAUGAUUUGUCACUAUUCAAGUCUUUAGCAGUCUUGAAGAUCAGUUGUUGUGACUUGUCACUCAUUGAUGGUCUCAGCACUUUACAGAGUCAACUAACUCACAUGUCAAUACACAAGUCAUUGAAAUCAAUGCAGGAAUUGUUUGUUGAUUGUGUCAUAGCAAAACAAACGGUCAAUGAUAUUAAUCAGCUUGUGAUUUGAUGAUUGUGUGUGUGUGUGUGUGUGUGUGUGUGUGUGUGUGUGUGUGUGCACAUGUACGUGUGUGUGUGUGUAUGUUGUGUGUCCAUGAAGACAUGCAAAUGUCUUUAUGUAUGUGC
Messenger RNA from Corticium candelabrum, 883 nucleotides. RefSeq lists its product as uncharacterized. The coding region runs from base 327 to 767 and encodes 146 amino acids. The transcript is spliced from 8 exons. NCBI's taxonomy places the organism in Eukaryota, Metazoa, Porifera, Homoscleromorpha, Homosclerophorida, Plakinidae. The record is from RefSeq and is a predicted model, not a curated record.